Fusarium verticillioides 7600 is the source of this 1755-nucleotide messenger RNA. RefSeq names its product phosphoribosylamine-glycine ligase. Lineage: Eukaryota; Fungi; Ascomycota; Sordariomycetes; Hypocreales; Nectriaceae. Gene Ontology annotation, molecular function: metal ion binding; phosphoribosylamine-glycine ligase activity; ATP binding. The record is from RefSeq and is a predicted model, not a curated record. Gene Ontology annotation, biological process: purine nucleobase biosynthetic process. The transcript has 3 exons. The coding region runs from base 309 to 1637 and encodes 442 amino acids.
UGCAGGUACUGGACCUCACGCACAGGUGGUCAGUCAACCUUAAAGAGGCCCUGGAGCAAAGCAACCCAAGUAUUAAGCAUUUUCCCACCGACCGCCACCCGCAUCACUCACUGUGUGUGUAGUCCUUCGACAUCAAGGCCUCCUCCUCCUUCAUGAGCCUCCCAUCACGUCCCGUCCCUCUAGACCUUCCCACGCCUUCCCCCUCUCCCUGCCGUCUGAUUCCACCCACUCAUUUACCAUCAAGUGACGCAUUAGGUAGUAGGCAUCAUCUUUGUUCACAGAUCACGACGUCUCAUUAACAUUGUCCAAUGACUGAAAGAGACCUCCAGGUGCUUGUUAUCGGGAAAGGUGCCCGAGAGCAUGCCCUGGCCUGGCAGCUGAGCCGAGCCAGAUCAGUCAAACAUGUUUUUGUAUUCCCUGGCAAUGCUGGCACACAUGGAGUUGCAGCCAGCAAUAGCACAGCCGGGAUUUCUGCCCUUGAAGGCGUCAGUGGCUCGGAAUAUCACAACCUGGCGAAGCGUGCCAAAGAAAUCGGUAUAGGUUUGGCAGUUGUUGGGCCUGAUGACGACGUGGUGAAUGGCAUCGAAGAAUUCUUUCGCAAAGUUGGCGUGCCUUGCUUCGCACCUUCGCGCGAGGCCGCAGAACUUGAGGGCUCCAAAGUCUUUGCGAAGGAGUUUAUGAAUAGAUUUGACAUUCCGACUGCCCACCACCGGAGCUUUGACAACCUCGAGGCUGCCAGUGCAUACGUGCGCCAUGUUUUCACCGACAAAGACCACCGUAUCGUCAUCAAGGCAAACGGCCUCGCCGCAGGUAAGGGCGUGGCUCUCCCUGAAACACUAGAAGAAGCACUGCAAGAUCUUCGCGGCAUCAUGAGCGACGGCAAAUAUUCUACAGCGGGCUCCUCAGUCGUAAUCGAAGAGUUCAUGGACGGAUACGAGAUCAGCAUCUUGACCUUUAGCGACGGCAAGACCUUCUUCUCUCUUCCGCCUGGGCAAGACCAUAAGCGUAUUCUAGAGGGAAAUAAGGGACCCAACACUGGAGGCAUGGGCGUUUACUCACCUGUGCCAAUGGUGACCGCAGAUGUCUUACAGAAGAUUGAUCAAGUCAUCUUGAAACCUACAUUUGAUGCUCUAGCAAAAGAAGGCCGUCCUUUCUGUGGCCUGCUGUUCACUGGAGUCAUGGUCACCAAAUCGGGCCCUAAAGUUAUCGAGUAUAACGUUCGCUUUGGCGACCCGGAAACCCAAAGCUCGAUGCUUCUUAUUCACGAAGACACCGACCUCGCAAGUGUCAUGCUAUCAUGUACAAGUGGGACACUCGCACAAGUGAAGAACAGCAUCAGAAUUAAGCCAGGUUUCGCAUGCAAUGUUGUUAUUGCAUCCGGCGGAUACCCAGGGGACUACGAAACUGGAAAGGUUGCUUCACUGAGUUCUCCACCAGAGGGGGUGGUUAUCUUUCACGCUGGGACUCGUAAGGAGGAUCAUUUGCUGAAGUCCACGGGAGGGCGUGUCUUUUCGGUUGCUGCUUACGGUGAUACCCUUGAAGAGGCACGUCGCAAGGCAUAUAUGGGUGUUGACUGCGUGUCUUUUGAAGGCAUGGUGUACAGGAAGGACAUUGCUUUAGGGGGUCUGGCCAAAUAAGGAGUAAGGAAGGCCACCACACCAUACACUAGAUUAAUUCAAGGAUGUAGGACCCGAUGUAGAGCUACGUUGCGAUUGUCGCUCCUAUGUAGCCCAGUCCAGGUUGCUGGGUUCACGA